Messenger RNA from Drosophila busckii, 2994 nucleotides. Its product is annotated as progestin and adipoQ receptor family member 4. Lineage: Eukaryota; Metazoa; Arthropoda; Insecta; Diptera; Drosophilidae. Gene Ontology annotation, molecular function: signaling receptor activity. The record is from RefSeq and is a predicted model, not a curated record. Gene Ontology annotation, cellular component: membrane. The transcript has 8 exons. The coding region runs from base 446 to 1777 and encodes 443 amino acids.
AGCGCGUACAUGUGCCGAGAAAAAAGGCGCUUUGCUUUUAAAUUAAGCUCGCAAAGUAGUUUGAAUUUUAAAUAAAUAUGAAAAAAUUGGGAGACAUACGCGCGUCAAUGUUUCAAUAACUGUGAACAAUAUGCCGCGCUUACGUAAAUGCUGUAAUAGCCACAAAUUUAGUCCAAGUUCAUAGCAGCAACUUUUAAAGUUAUCCAAACGUGUUCACACCCUACCCAAAUCGUUUCCAUUACGACAACGAAGAAGUUUAUUUGAUGCAAAAAGUGUAAAUAAAUUUUAUUAAAUUGCGCCAUUGCUUUAAAAUAGUAGCUGUAACCAAAAUUUACGUCAAUUCUGCGAGCGAGCUGCAAGUCCCAAAUUGCUGUUGCCGCCAUUUUAAAUUUACUACCAUUAGCCAAUUCAAGUGGCAAGACGUCUUUUAACGAGUAUACAAGGCAUGGACACCGCUGCCGCCGCCGCUGCUGCCGUUGCCGUUGAUCUUAGCGCCGAGUGCAGCAGCAAAUCGACUGCAUCCAAACUGCUGUCCAAACCUAAACCAAAAUCAGCGUUAAACUUCACUAACGCUGUAGUCCCAUGUGCCCCUAGCACUGAGCACGAUAACUCCAACUGCCUGGGCAGCACUGUGGAGUCAAUGUCCGCCACGCCGCCACCGACUCCGGCGCGCAUGCGCUGCAUCAGCAAGGAAGCCUUAGACAUAGGCAAUGCUGAGUCACUAUGCAGCCUAAAGGAUGCAGCUGCAGAGAAUUCGGAGUCAGCGCUAUCGACUUUAACAUCAACGUCUUCCACAAACUCUUCCACAACACCAUCGUCUGCCUUGCUUACACCCACAACGCCGAACACGAACGGCACCGGCGGCUCCAGCGGUAAUGUCAGCGCCAGCUCAAGCUCACGGACUGUGGCAGCGGCUGGGGAUAACAUGGGACAGCUUUUACAUUGGCAGGAUAUGCCAAAGUAUCUGCAGUUCAAUCCGUAUGUGCUGAACGGCUACCGCCCGCUGCAGACCUUCAGAGGUUGCCUGCUCAGUCUUUUCUAUUGGCAUAACGAGACCAUCAACAUACUGACGCAUGCUAUACCAAUAUUUUAUAUACUUGCAAUUGUGCCUGGUCUCAUGCCUUGGCAUACUGGCUACAAGUUCCUUUCGUUUUGCCAUGUUUUCGGAUCCGUGGCGCCCUGGUGUGGCAGCUUUCUGUAUCAUUUAUUUAUGAACAUCGAGCGGGGCGAGAAUGUUUACUACACGCUGCUUAAGCUGGACAUGGUGGGCAUUUGGGUGAGCCAAAGCUUCGGUGCCUUGCCUUUGGUUACAGCCACAACGCUGUGCUUUCCUCCAUUUCUGAAAUGGCUCAUUAUCAUCUCAUACUGCAUACUCUCGCUCUGGGGUCUCUACAAGGCUCUGACUGCAGGCUCGCCUUGGCAGAGACGUCUCUGCUUCGCUCUGCCGUUUGCCAUGCGUUCGGUGCUGACCUUUUUGCGUAUUCGAGGAAUGGUGGGCGGCAGCCACAUGGCCCUUUCCCAUGUCUACUUGCAGGUCGAAGUUGACGGUGUUUCGAUUUUAGGUGGCGCCAUUGGCGCAAUGCGCAUACCCGAAAAAUGGUUUCCAGGUCUAGUUGAUUUCUAUCUGAACUCCCACAACAUCAUGCAUGUCUUGGUCGUUGUCGCUGUGUACUCGAUGCAUAAGGCUACCAUUAAGGACUUUGAGUGGAUGUCCACACAGACUUGCAACACGGUAGCCAAUGCCACCGAGCAAUCGCUGGUGCAUAUGGAACUAUGACCCGUUUAUUGGAUGCUGCCCCUCGUGCUGCUCGCUUUACUGUUCUUAAUUAAGCCCCGCGCAGCGCAACGACGACGGCCGCCGCUGCCUUGGAAGCUAGCCAGGACUGCACAGACAUCAUCAUCAUCGGUGGGCUAGGAACAACGCAGUCAACCAACGAGUAUUCGUUUCUAAAUAUACCAUGUAUAAAUGAGCGCGUGCUGUAACAGUAACAAUAGUAUUAAGCAUACGUAUGUGCAUACCAUAAGUUUGCCUACAAUACAACAUACAACAUAUACAUAUAACUUUAUUUACAGUUAGUACAUACAUCGACUGUGGUAUUAAGCAUUAAGGUAAUCUGACAAAUAUUACACUGUGCUUUCGAAUAACAAUUAAUACUGACGACUUCUUUGCGAGUUUUCCGUGAAAUACUUACUAUACAAAUAAUAAUUUUAAUGAUGUUGAUACAUGUGUACCUCAUUAUGCUUACAAAUGUAACAUCUAAAUUUCAAAAAGACAAAAAAACAAAAAAAAAAAAAGCAAAAAAACAUAACAUUGUACCUCGUCAACUAUUAACAAGUGUGCAACAAAUGCGACACGUAUUUUAAGCAAUAACAAGCAGCUAACAUUUCAAAUAAAAUCUCCUAGUGCAACUAACUCUACCAAAGAUUAUAUAUAAUCUUUAACUAAACUCGUAAUUAGAAAUUAUAAUUCAAUUAUUUUGUCAUGCUUAGUAUUCGAAAUUAUAUUAGAAGUAUUAUUCUAACAUUAGUUAUGUAUAAGAAUUGGACAAGUGUGAACAAAAAUCUUCUAGCUAUAUUGCUGCUGAAUCAAACUAGUAGAACUUCCUAAUGCCUAAGUUUCCCAAUAUACAUACUACUAUUAUACAUGCAUAACAAUUAGAAUAUUCAAUUAACAACUUUCCACAAAAAUGUAUUUGAGCAAUUUUCCUAGACUUUAAGCAAGUUAUAAAUAUGGCAAUAUUAAACUCCACGAAACGGAACAAUUAUGAAUAAUUAGAUUUUAGUAGUUUCAAUAAUUUACAUUAUUUACAUUUAUGACAAACAGCAAUAUAAAAACAAUAGUAAAGCUAACGAAUUAGACGAAUAAAUGCAGAAGCAAGCAACGUAAAAUCAGUGCUUGUAACAAAUUGUAACGUAAUUGUAAGGAGCAAAGUAGCAAUAAUGUUAUAUACAUGUAUAAUUUUCGGAGAAAGUUAAUAAAAAACGGAUUAAGCA